UUUUCACUGCUCAGUACUCAGUCUGUUGCGGUCCGCCAUUUUUUACUUCGGGAGCGUGUGAUUUCGCGUCGUGUUUUAUCGCGUUGUUUUACGGAAAUACUGACUUGGUUCUAGGUCGAGCCGAAAAUGCCGGGUUUUAGUAGCGUUGGCACAUUUAAGAUCUUCAUCGGUAAUUUAGCCGACAAGACGUCGAAUGCCGAUAUUAAACCGUUGUUUGAAAAAUACGGAAAGGUCAUAGAAUGCGACGUGGUCAAAAACUAUGGCUUUGUGCAUAUGGAGAACGAGGAGGCAGGUAGGAACGCGAUACAGAAUCUGAACGGCCACGUGGUUCACGGGCAGCCGAUCAAAUGCGAGGCUGCAAAGAGUCGCAAGGGACCGAACACUCCCACGACCAAAAUCUUUGUCGGCAAUCUCACAGACAACACGAAGGCGCCGCAAGUGCGCGAACUUUUCGCCAAGUACGGCACAGUUGUAGAGUGCGAUAUCGUGAGAAAUUACGGGUUCGUCCAUCUAGAAGCAACAGGUGACGUCAAUGACGCCAUCAAGGAGUUGAACGGGCAGAUGGUGGACGGCCAACCGAUGAAGGUUCAAAUCUCCACCAGCAGAGUACGUCAGAGGCCAGGAAUGGGUGAUCCGGAACAAUGCUACCGCUGCGGUCGCGGCGGUCACUGGUCCAAGGAGUGCCCCAAGGGAGGAAUGGGAGGAGGACCGGAUAGGAACGGAUACAGAGAACGAAUGUUUGGACGCGACCCGUAUCCUCCACCGCCGCCACCACCGUUCCUUCGGGACCGGCUGAUGGGUGGUGGCCGCUUUGGAGACUACGAAAGCUACUAUGACAGGAGGGGCUUCGAGGACACCAGGGAUCUCUACGAGAGGCGGUUUACGGGUAUGGGAUCCAUGCGUGACACUGGCUUCUCCCGUGGCAACGAGUACGGAAUGUUCAGCCGCCGAUCACCCCCUCCGAGUGGCAACAACGGCCGGUUCAGUAGAGGCAUGUACGAGGACUUCAGCCGAGAUUCAUUCGAAGAGCGUAGACCGGGAUUACGAGGGCCAUCGCCGUCGCGCCGGUUCGCACCAUACUAAAUCGUCGCGUCGGGAUCGGUCUGUGUCGCUCUGUCUGUGUCUGUCUGUCGUCGUCGUCGUCGUCGUCCUCGUCGUCUUCGUCGUCGUCGUCUUCGUCGUCGUCGUCGUCAUCGUCGUCGUCGUCGUCGAAGUCUGUCGAGUCUGUCUAUCGCUAACAGGAAGCCUCGGGACCGAGUUACUCUUGGCCGUCUGUCGAUCUGCACGCGCGAAGAUCCACCAUACACGCUCGCCCGACCGCUCUAUCGGAACUAAGUACACAUGUAACGUUAUAGACGGAUUAACCGCAAAUGAAAACCGAGAGGCCAUCGAACGCCGAACGAGACGCUUAAAACGAAAAAACAAAACAAAAUGAAUACCGAAUCAACCGAUGCUAAAAACCGAUCGGAUAAAUCGUCGAAGAAGUACCGAAAAUUCGCAACACUUUUCUUGUUACACGCGCGCCUCGCCUCCUCCUCUCUCGACCGGUCCGGUUUCUCUUUUAUCCAGUCUCCCCGGAAACUAUUCACCGUCACGACCAUGAUUUCUUCGUUUCCCGCUUUCCGUGUCCUGUAGACGGAUUGUCCUCCGCAAUAAUAGUCUUUACCGCAUCGCCGAGGACGAGACGCGCCCCGUCGUUCGAUCGCAUUUAGGCGUUUUCUCGAUGUACAACAAGAUUACGAUCCACAUUGGCAUCCUCCCACCGAGAGAAUCCUUCGAGAAUUCGCUUUUCGUGAACACAAACGUGUCCGGUGUACGAGUAUCGUUCGCGUAAAACAGCAAAGAUCUGUAUUCGCACUUCGUGGAGGAAUAUCGUUGAAGGCCAAAGCUCGAACGAACGCUUCGGUAGGAUGAUGCUUUUGGUGACCAUAUAUAUAUAUAUAUAUAUAUAUAUAAAUAUUGACACACACCAUGCUCUGCUGAUUUCUCCCUUGCACAGCCGUUUCUUCGCGACGCGAACUAUGCGCGCGUUCGUUUCCAUUCGGUCGUGAGCCCAAAAGCACUCGAACGCUGGUUUAAAAAAAUCUCGAUUACGGUUGCAGUCGCGGAGCAUCGUGUGGAGAAACGAGUCGAACGGCCCUUUACACCACCGUAUACCUUCUUCGUUGUCUCUCGAGUCCCGCAGCGGAACGCGUCGCGUUCAGAUCAGCGUAAAUUUCCGCGGCAAAACUGUUGCUCGAGCAGCGGACGUCCGUGAUAUAUAUGCGUGUCUCCAAUUAUUGUAACGUUAAUCCGAGAGAGAGUCGUUCCGAUAGAUGUGCGUGUUUCGAAGGCGUCGACGAUUUCGUAGCAGCAAAAGAACAACACCACACACACGGGGACGAUCGAUUGCGCGCGUGAUCGGUGGAUCGUAACCCUCGUCGCUUCCCAUAGAUCGUCACGAUUUGUUCGAAGAUCAGCCGCGCGAACACGUGGAACAGAAAGUCGCGCGUUCCGUCGCGUCGUCGCCGCCUCUCGUCGAAUUUGUCUGGAACGUUUGUUUCGAAAUCUCUCGGACGUUUCACCGAUCGGUGUAGCGUUGCGUCGUCGUCGCGACGAGACCCGAUUUAUUUAUACGCCACGCGCGAACCGAGAAAUCUUUGAGGAGUAAAGCUUGACAGUACGAACGGUAGAGAACGGUGACAGUAACGCAGAAAUCGUGCACACCAAUUACGCGCAGAUCAUUCUUUCCGAGAAACGAGACGAGACGAGAAAAGCGUGCAGGUUCGACUGUCCAGGAAUUGUCCCGCCGAUCCGUAUAUAAAGAAAAAGAAAAAAAAAUGAGAUAAAAGAAUAAGUAAUUCGUAAGGGUUGACAAACUUUCUUCUUUUCCGUUUCUUCUAUUUUUUUUGUUUUGUUUUUUGAUCUUUUGUCCGACAUAUAACGUAGAGAUACUCGUAGAACGACGAUGCGUCGGUUCUGUAUGGGAACCCGAGCGGGUCGUGCGAACAUUAUAUCGUUAGCCUGUAGUACACGUAAUAAUACCGUUUUAUUAACAAAUUAGGAUUAAUUGACGUAAAAGAGAAAACACAACAAGAAAGGAAACGCUAAAAGUGCAGAAUUACCGAGAAACUAAUUGUGGUAGGUCCGCCGUAAGUGCGUUCCGUUUUAAGCUUAUACGUACCGUAAUCGAUAACGAUGGAUCGCCCGUUAUCCUUCCGAUUUUGUUUCGUUCCGAACAACGUGUGUCGCACGUUGAUGCGUCGAGAUGUCUUUCGCCACCACCCCCUUUUUUUCCGAACCUCACGACACAACACCCCUUUUAUUAUUCUCUUCCCCGCCGCAAGUGGGUCUCCUCGUUAUUUCGUCGACAAGACACACCCGCGUUUUCAAUGAUAAUUAUAUUAAUAAUGGUAAUCGUAAUGAUAAUGGAUUAAAGACAAACGAAUAUGUAAUAACAAAUGUACUUGUGGAAUUCACAAAACAAAAAAAUACGGCGUUUUGCGUGUU
Molecule: messenger RNA, 3489 nt
Organism: Megalopta genalis
Lineage: Eukaryota; Metazoa; Arthropoda; Insecta; Hymenoptera; Halictidae
Source: RefSeq, a predicted model, not a curated record